CGCUCGCCUCCCUCCUGCCCCCGGCCUGGCUUCGCGGUGGAGGCGGCGCCUCUCCGCAGCCCGGACCCAGCUGGGCUGGCGCGCGGCGCAGGGCGGGCGAGGGCAGGCGGGGGGCGCCGCGCUCGGGCCCCAGGCGGCUACUGACGGCGGCAGCGGCGGCGCCAGGCGAGCGCGGUCCCCGCGUGCGCACAAGCUCACUCCGCCGCGCAGGGACCCACGGAUACCGGCAGCCGGCGGACACACGGACGCGGAGACCCGGGCUCGGCGUGCGCUGCUGAGCGCACACGCUCCCCGUCCUCGGGCGGCUCGGGGCGCGGAGUCUGCCCCGGGCCGACCCGCAGCCCGCGGCCCCGCGGCGAGGCCCCGCUGUGAGCAGCCUGUAGAUACCUGGGGCUGAACAGCAGCUGCUGUGAGUGAGAGGCGGGCAGCACUGGCCUGAGCCUCCUUCUGGGCUGAGAAGCAUCAUGGCCAGUGUCAUACAGGCCUCCCUGGCUGCCCUCCUUCUGCUGCCUAUGGCUACCGCCAUGCACUCUGACUGCAUCUUCAAGAAGGGACAAGCCAUGUGCCUGGAGAAGAUCCAGAGGGCCAACGAGCUGAUGGGCUUGAAUGACUCCUCCCCAGGCUGCCCUGGGAUGUGGGACAACAUCACAUGUUGGAAGCCUGCCCACGUGGGUGAGAUGGUCCUCGUCAGCUGCCCUGAGCUCUUCCGAAUCUUCAACCCAGACCAAGUCUGGGAGACGGAAACCAUCGGAGAGUUUGGAUUUGCUGACAGUAACUCCUUGGAUCCCUCAGGCAUGAGGGUGGUGAGCCGGAACUGCACAGAGGAUGGAUGGUCGGAGCCGUUCCCUCAUUAUUUCGACGCUUGUGGGUUUGAUGAGUACGAGUCUGAGACUGGGGACCAGGAUUAUUACUACCUGUCGGUGAAGGCCCUGUACACAGUUGGCUACAGCACGUCCCUCGUCACCCUCACCACUGCCAUGGUCAUCCUCUGUCGUUUCCGGAAGCUGCACUGCACCCGAAACUUCAUCCACAUGAACCUCUUUGCGUCGUUCAUGCUGAGGGCCAUCUCCGUCUUCAUCAAAGACUGGAUCCUCUACGCUGAGCAGGACGGCAACCACUGCUUCGUCUCCACUGUGGAAUGCAAGGCUGUGAUGGUUUUCUUCCACUACUGUGUCGUAUCCAACUACUUCUGGCUGUUCAUUGAGGGCCUGUACCUCUUCACGCUGCUGGUGGAGACCUUCUUCCCCGAGAGGAGAUACUUCUACUGGUACAUCCUCAUUGGCUGGGGGACCCCAACUGUGUGUGUGUCCGUGUGGGCUGUGCUGAGGCUCUACUUCGAUGACACAGGCUGCUGGGAUAUGAAUGACAACACGGCUCUGUGGUGGGUGAUCAAAGCCCCUGUGGUUGGCUCCAUAAUGGUUAACUUUGUGCUCUUCGUCGGCAUCAUUGUCAUCCUCGUGCAGAAACUUCAGUCUCCAGACAUGGGAGGCAAUGAGUCCAGCAUCUACUUCUGCGUGCAGAAAUGCUACUGCAGGCCACAGCGGGCUCAGCAGCACCCUUGCAAGAUGUCAGAACUGUCCACCAUUACUCUACGGCUCGCCCGGUCCACCCUGCUGCUCAUCCCACUAUUUGGAAUCCACUACACGGUCUUUGCUUUCUCCCCAGAGGACGUCAGCAAGAGGGAGAGACUUGUGUUUGAGCUGGGGCUGGGCUCCUUCCAGGGCUUUGUGGUGGCUGUUCUCUACUGUUUUCUGAAUGGGGAGGUGCAGGCAGAGAUCAAGCGGAAGUGGCGGAGCUGGAAGGUGAACCGCUACUUCACCAUGGACUUCAAGCACCGGCACCCGUCCCUGGCCAGCAGCGGGGUGAACGGGGGCACCCAGCUCUCCAUCCUGAGCAAAAGCAGCUCCCAGAUCCGCAUGUCUGGCCUCCCAGCCGACAACCUGGCCACCUGAGCCCACCCUGCCCCCUCCUCUCCUCGGAACAGCGGCUGGGGCUCCGGUGGGUGGGCGCCGGCCCACGCGUGCUGUGCCUCUUCUCUCCCUUCGGGCUGGCCCUGGGCUGGGAGCCCAGCUCCCCGAGGUGGGAGAAGGAUGCAGGGCGCAGACGGGUAGUUCCCCUCCCCGUUUUGGCGCUGGCCCCGCCCACCGUGGGCCCCUGGGCGUUGACCCCAGACAUGUAAAUACUCCUUAAUUUUGGGAAAGUCGUCCCAUCCCUCCCCCUCUACCUUGUGUCCCUGCUCACCUCAGGCAGGUCCCCAGCUCCACCCGACCCCGUCCCCACCAGCCUCAGUGAUCGCCUGACCCUGUGUGGGAGGCCUUGUGAGCUGAGGCUGGUGACCUUGCUUUGGUGGAUUCGGGGUGGGCCCUGCCUGACAGCCCCCCUGCAGUGUCUGACUCUCGGUAUGGACUCUUUGAGUCUACUCGCCACCCUGUGGCUCUUUUCAGGCCUGGCCCAGUCCCCGAGGCUGCCAGAGGUCCAGCGUGGAGUGCUUUUCGGUGCAGGCGAGACCCAUGCUCACCCAACAUCUUGGUAUCCAGGUGCCCAGUUCCUGGGUAUCAGACAGUGGGAAAGCUCCAGGGCUCUUCCAGUCAGAGUCUUCAGUUUGGAUGUGGGGCUAAGGCCAGAGAAAGUUCUGGUGCUUUUCAUUUGGCCCAAGAAAAAUUGCCAGGAGCCAGAAAAGUGGAUGUGAUUGGAAUGGAGAUGGAAAGAGUUUGGAGGGACCCAUGGAAGAAGACCUUCACCACCUCCAUUAGUUUACCCCUGACUCAAGGUAGGCGGGGGUUCAUCUGGUAGCUUCCCUUCUGUGCCUCCUGUCCCCAGGCAUCAGUUGCAGAACAUUGAGAGAUGGAUGCCUCAGAGAAACUCUUCCCCAACUACGCUCACCAUAUAGAGCCCCUAAGCCCUCCCCCUCCCCCUCGAAGUCAAAGCCAUGACUGGGAUGAACCAGCCACCUUUCUGUGAUAUCAGUGAAUCGCGAAGCACCUUACACCUCCACGUGCCCAGGGCCCAGGGCUCCCCUUCAUCGCCCCCCCACCGCCCCAGACCACGAGGAGCCUCCGUCACCAGCUUUCUCUGGCUUGGGCUCAGCUAAUGAAAUUGGAGACCUCUGCAAAGACUUCCCUCUGUGCGCUUUAGACAUGGAGUCAGCACGGAUGCCGGGGUGUCGUAGGGUUUGGGAGGGGAAGCCACACCUGCCAUGCUUGUUAGCAGGGGCUGCUGAUGGGAGGAGUGGCUGCACCCAAACUCCUGUCCUGGCUGCCCAGCCACAAGUUACCAGACCACACCCUAAGAAUUUAAACUGGGGCAGAACCAGGUUCAGGACAGGUGGAGGAAAGUGCUAGAAUGCAGUGGCCCCUGUGCGGGGCCCCCCUCGUUUGUGUCAGCUUGUGGUGUUUCUGUCCAAGUGUGUGUGUGGGCUUGUUUGACGGGCACGUUCUGGAACACUUGGAGAGUUUGGGAGGAUGGGGAAUGUUGCUUUGCUUGGUUUUAUAGAGAGGAAGAGGCCCAGGGGACGAAGGGACGUGUUCCUGGAGAGGCCUUCGAAGUGGCUGGAGAAGGGCCUAGUGCUUGGUUUACAGAUAAGCUCCAUGUGCAGGGAAGCACUGUGGACCCUGGGUCUUGGCUAAGCCAGAGGAGGGCAGGGCCUGCUUUCCCUGCUCCAGGCACACACGGCGACUCAGGCUGGCCAUGGAGUGUGUGGCGGCCUUCCCACCCUACACCUACCUGCCUCAUGAUCCCCUUCCCUCUGUCUGGGAGCCACGUGUGUUACCUGAGGGGGUGUCCAGAGACACACAGUCUGCCCCAGCUGGGCUCAGACUGCUGAGAUACUGGACACAGUGAUCCCUGUUCUGGGCCUCAGUUUCCCCAUUCAUGACAUGAGGCGACUUCUAGUGCUUCUCCAGGCUCUGUGCUUCAGUAAUUCUCCAGUUCAAAGCCAGGGCGGGUAAAAGGGCACACAUCAUUGUUAUGUGUAUCAUCUGCGGUUCUGAAACGUCUGUGUUUGUGUAUGAGUGGAGGGAGGUUGGAUGCUGUGUACUCUCCCUUUCUUAGAAAUGGGACAUCUGUCUCUUACAUUUGGACACCACAGUGAGAGGGAAGGCUCAGGCCAGGGACAGCUGGACAGGGCAUGAUAUGCAGACCCAGCUGUGUCCCGGCUGGGGCAGGGUGCCUCGUCUGGGUGGGCAAUGGCUACCCCCAGAUCCUAGGAGCGGUACCCUGAGUUUGGACCCUGUUUCUUCAUCCUCGCCCCCACCAGCAGGUCUGCUUCACUGUGGAAGAAGAGGGUUUGAUCUUAUACAUAUAUCAUCACAAAAUAGCAAAAGCAAAAUCUACCCCGAAUCCCCAUGCCGUGCUGCCCCCUGAGCUGUGGGCCUGCAUCCUCGUAGAGGUUCCAGGUUCCUGUUGGUUGCUUUUUGUCUCUGAACAAAUUAUUGCCAGCCUUGUGAGCAGAUGCGCCCGAUGUAUUUUGAAUGCUCCAGGAGCUGUUCUUCAGGGUCACAGGCAGUGGGGGGACAGUAUAAGGUCUGGGUACCACCCUUCCCUCUCUGACCUGCUUUUUCAAACCUGUAAAAUGGGCAAUAAGACUAGCUAGCUUUUAUAGCCCACUGUAUCUCGGAGAUUCUCGUCUAGACAUCAGCCAUCUCCUGGGAAUGGGCUCCAGGCAAGGAUUGCAGUAUUCACCUGGACCAGGAACAGGUAGGAAAUCAUGCUGAGUGAGGAGGGGCCGAAGGGCCUUGGGAACGGUUGGGCUGGAGAGGAGCAGUUAUCUGACUCCAUGUCUCUAGAAAGGGGUUGUUUUUGUGCUGUGCAAUCCUAAGGGACAGAACUCACCCAGGGGAGGCAGUGUUCCCUUGGGAUGAAGAAAUCUCUCAUCCUCUGUCAUGACUGUGCUGUCAAGCAGUAUCAAGAGAGAGACUCUAGCCCUGGGGGAAAUGGGACUCCAAGACAAAGAUGCUGAGCCUGUCAGGGAAACCGUGAGGGGUCGGAGUGUGGGAAUCGGGGUUCAGGGGCUCUCUGGCGGUCCCCAGCACGACAGACUUCAUGACUUCCCACCAUGCUUGAGGCCAGGCCACGUUCUCUGUCUCAGUGGGCAGCUCCAUGACCCUCCUUGACAUAUCCAGGGGCCUGCAGUGAUUCCUUCUCUAACCCACACCCCUCCCUGAACCGGCUUCUCUAGGGCAUAGGGCCAGAGAGCUGGAGCUGGGGCCCGAGCCUUGAAGUACCCUCAAGUCCGUUAUCACCCACCUCCUUCAUCUGACCCUCUCCCUUCCCGGAAGGAAAGCUACAAGAGGCUUCUUUGUAAUUCUGUGAGUACCCUUGAUCCACUCAAGGCCACUUCAGAGUGAAAGCAGGGAGCGCUUUGUCAUCAUAAGUUCCUACUUGGGCCCAGUGACUAUGGAUUCCUCUGGAGGAGCCCUGAGCAGGGAGCAGGGGACCUGGGUGUCUUCCAGUUUUGCCACUGAGCUGUUGUUUGGCCUGGACUCCUUCAUGUAUCUUUGGGGAAACUCACAAAGUACUAGAGCUGGGAGGAAACUUGGAGAUCUGCAGGUCAAACCUCCCCAUCGGGCUGAUGAGAAGACACAGACAGGUGGGCUUAGCACAGUGCCUGCACCAUCUGGGGACCCGGUAUGCUUUACAAACCUGAAUGGGGAAAUGGCCUGCCAAUAUGUGCCCCCCUGCACGUGAGCCAGGACAAGACACCCAGUAAAGCUUCCGACCAGAAAAUAUUCAGCCUUGCGCAGGAGAAGGGCUCUGGUUACGGAGGUUGUCGGGACUCCAGACUGCAGGAGGGACAGUGGAGUCGGCGUGGUGAGGGGAGACCUGCGUUCUAGCCUCACUUGACCACCUGCUCUGUGCUCCAAGGCACAGGCACUCUCUGGGCCUCUGCUUCCUAAUCUGAGAAAUGGGUGGACAUGAUUUUCAGUCUGGCCCACGGGUCGGGGCAAGGUUGAGGUGAGAUGCCCUUGCAUAUGGAAGGGCUUUGGAAACUACACAGGUGUGAGCUGUUUACUGGGGUGAAGACCUCUGAAAGGGGGACCCCAUGCUGUUUGUCAACUGCUUUGAGCCCUCCUGGGUUAACCUUGGCCCCAUUUGCAAAACCACCAGCACUGGGGGGUGGAGGGGGAGGCCAGUGGGCGCUGAUGGACACAGAAUUCCACGUUUAUUCCCAUUAGUUGGGCGUUUGUUCUUCGGAUAGAAUGAGACUUCCAUGUGGGUGAUGUUAGUGUUUCCAUGCCACCCCCAUGGGAAUCCUUCAAGAAUCUGGGACACCCCUCAAGGGCUGUGUGCUCAUUUUUCUCCUUUUCCUGAACUCAGUGUCCUGGGAUGUGUCUGUGCUUGGCCAUGUGUGUCUUGUCUUAUGUCUGUCUUCUGUAGCUUUGCCCCUGUGAGGGCUGGAGUGGGGACGCCCCUGGCUUCCCAGACGUGGUCCAGGCUCGCUGUGGGAGCCGGGCCCACCUGGGUCUCAUCUCCCACAAUAAAGAUAAGCCCCACAGACCUCACUGCUACUGCUGUGCUCACAACCUUGUCCGGGAUUUUAAGAAUGUCAAACUGCUAUAGAUGAUUCAAUAAAUGUCUUAUCAUUUUUUC
Globicephala melas (long-finned pilot whale) is the source of this 6588-nucleotide messenger RNA. RefSeq names its product ADCYAP receptor type I (gene ADCYAP1R1). Lineage: Eukaryota; Metazoa; Chordata; Mammalia; Artiodactyla; Delphinidae. Gene Ontology annotation, cellular component: plasma membrane. The record is from RefSeq and is a predicted model, not a curated record. Gene Ontology annotation, biological process: cell surface receptor signaling pathway; adenylate cyclase-modulating G protein-coupled receptor signaling pathway. Gene Ontology annotation, molecular function: peptide hormone binding; G protein-coupled peptide receptor activity; vasoactive intestinal polypeptide receptor activity.